AUACAGUAGUUCAAUUUGUGAAUAAGGAAGAAAUGAGCUUUCUUAAUGAUUAAGUGUACCGUGUCUAAUAAAUGGAGCUAUUGUGCGGCCUUAAUGUAUUAAUUAUCGUAUUAGAGGCUUUUGUGAACGUAUCAAAAAUUAUAAAACAUGCUCGCUAUGCGUCGUGAAAGUGAUAAUAAUAUAACUAGUAGUAAUAAUCCAUCACAUAACUACACCGCCAGCUCUUUAUCUGGCGAGAGUAAUUUAACGCAUUUGAAUUAUCCUCAUCCCAUCCACGGUUAUAGUCCAUCGAACUAUAGUGGAUAUCAGUCAAGUAACCGACCAAAUCCAGCAUUGAUCUCAUCAUCUUCUCAAAAUCAACUUGAAGAGUAUGUAGAUAUUCUGCAAGUACAACAAUUACUCCUUGAAAAUUCAACUGCAUCAUCAUCUUCUUCAUCUACCGUUAAUACUGCAUCAUAUACAUCACCUGCAAGUAUUAUAACGCCGUCAUCUAGUAAAAAUUUACAGCCUCGACCACGCGUUAACUUGCAAAAAGCUGCUGAAUUUGCGCAAGUUCAAGGUGACAGUCCAAAUUCAAGGAGAGUUUUAUUUGAUUAUCCUGCAAGUCCAUACUUGUAUGGAAAUUAUCAUCAUCCUUCGCCAAGCGAAGAUUUGUUACUUUGGUUUGGCAGUACAAGUGCAGGCAGUUCUCCAGCUGCUCCAGCACCAACUACGGCCAUGAUUAUGGAAGGUUUAGAAACCCUAGUGACCCCAUCUCACCAUGCCUAUCUUUUAACUGAGUCGGCAGCAGCAGCGCAUUUUAAUGUGCUAAGUUUCGAUACAUGCAGUCUAUUUAAAACGGCAGCGACAACAGCAAGUUCAUUUAAUUUGAAUAAUAAUAAUCAUACGAUAACAAAUAAUAAUCAUCAUCCAUCGCAAACACACUUGAUAAGUAGUCAAAAUCAUCAUCAGCAACAAAUGCAUCAGCAUCAGCAUCAGCAAUCAGCGAGUCAACAAAAUCUACAAACAAGCACCGUCAAUACAUCAUCACACAACAGUAGCAUCAACACAAGUUCACAUUCCUCCACCUCGGUGACCCAAACAUCAAAGACAGAUUCAACAGUUGUCUCAUCAACCGCUACAAUAACAACAACAUCAUCGACAAGUGGACAUCAUUCGCAUCCCACAUUGAAUUUACCAGAAAGUCAACAGCAAACAGCUGAUCGCAGUCAACAUUUACAAACUGGUGAUUUAAAUACGCCUGUGACUACAUCAAGUGAUAUACCGUCAUUCUUCGGACCAUCUACGGUCGUUGAGCCACCGAUUAUUACUGGCUCAAUAGAGUCAGAAGACUUAUCAUUAGAGCCGCAAAAUGUGUCUAGUCCUGCCAGCUUAUGCAGUCCUUCAAAGCAAGAACGCAUUACACCACCAACGAUUAUCGUGGAAGAAGAAACAAGUAAUAAUAGCAAUAGUGUUAAUUCACAUUCUUAUACAAAUCAUCAUCACCAACACAAUCAUCAUCAUCAUCAUCAUCAUCAGCUUCAAUCAAUUCACAAUAUUCACCCACAAAAUCAUCUUCAUCUACAUAACAAUAUAAAUAAUAAUAAUAUCAAUCAUCAACAUACUAUAACAAAUCAUGAUCACAUGCACAAUAACACAAACACACAAACGCCAAAUCCACAUGAACACCAUCAUGAGAAUAAUAAAAUUUCUUAUCGUGGUGUUUUUGCAACUGCAGGUCCUGGUGCUAGUCCAAAUGGAAGUAACAGUAAUAUGGGGCUUGUUGGUACACACAUUUCAUCUCACUUGACAAUUAUGCCAAGUCAAAUGUCACCACCAUCAGCGUCGAGUUUAAACUGGACAUUACCGAGUCCCGAUAAGACGCUUUUCCAACAACCAAUGUUUAGCUUAUUUAGUACAACACAAAAUACACCUCAGUCUCAUUUCGGCUCAAGUUCACAAAGUGGACAUCAUCAUUACGACGAUAGACCAUCCCAUCAUCAGGUAGAGUUAUUGGGUAUGAAUAUGGACACCAGCAACAUAUUAUUAAAACAACCCACAAAUUAUGGCGCAUGUGUUGUUCCUACAUCUCUCUCAUCGAUUGAAUUACAACAACAGGAAAUGCAUCAAUAUUCACGAAGUGAGGGCUUAGGUGCACCAAAAUAUCAAUGGCUUGAUUCACCUGUUGAAUAUGGAUCUCCACAACAAAAUCAACAACAAUUUAUUCAGCAGGAGCAAUCGACAUCAUCCACAUCAUCAAAUUCUGUUUUAAUCCCAAAACAAGAACCUUACUCGACGCCAAAUUCCUGUCAAACGAGUGACUCAAGUCAUAUGCAAUCCCAAUCACAACCACCAUAUCCAGUUCAAUUAGCUGAGUAUAAUCAAGCAACAAGUAAAGGCCAUGAAAUUUUAUCUCAAGUUUAUCAACAAAGCCCAAUACCAUUGAAACUAGUCCCUGUUAAGCCUCGCAAAUAUCCAAAUCGUCCUUCUAAAACCCCUGUGCACGAGCGUCCAUAUGCUUGUCCCGUUGAAAAUUGCGAUCGUCGAUUCUCUCGAUCUGAUGAAUUAACCAGACAUAUUCGUAUCCAUACAGGUCAGAAACCAUUUUCCUGUAGAAUUUGUAUGCGCAGCUUUAGUCGUUCGGAUCACCUCACGACACAUAUUCGUACCCAUACUGGCGAGAAACCUUUCAGCUGUGACACUUGUGGACGUAAAUUCGCACGAUCUGAUGAGAAGAAAAGACAUGCAAAAGUUCAUCUAAAGCAGCGAAUAAAGAAAGAGAAAUUGAAUCAAAAUAAUAAUAAUAACAAUAAUAAUAACAACAAUCAUCAUCAAACAAUUUCUCAUCAUCAUUUGCAAGACAUUUCUGGCUUACCACUUAUUCCACCGUCGAUAAACACAACGACAUCUUUGUAGACCGACGAAUCGUCGAUUGAUGUAUUGCGAUAUGAUGACGAUGAUUACGAUGAGGAUGAAUGCAACAACAACAACAUGUCAGCAUCAACAACAUUUGACUUAUCUGAUGUAAAAGAUGAUGUCUUUAUGGGCUAUAAUGAGGAUCAAGAUACUAUAAAGAUUCAUCCGAUGCAAUUCAAAGUUGAAAUCGAUGACGAAGAAAUUGAUCAAGUUGUUCCAACCAUCCCAACAUCGUGUCCCAACGAUUAUGAAAUUAGUUGUGAAGAUAGCAGUUUAGAUGUUAUUGUCUUAUAUGUGAAUUAGAAUGCUGGAUAUAAGCACACUCACCUCUCUCUUUCUCUCUCUAUUUCCUUCGAGCAAAAUUUCCAAUUCUCAAUUUUCAUUUCGAAUUCUACUGAAACUCAAUAAGAAGAUGAAGAUUGUUAUUCUAUUGGAGAAACAACUCAAAGUGCCAAAAAAAGAUAAUAUUUGUUCUGUUGUAGAGCAUUUAACAGGGGAAAUUGAACACAAAAAGUACAUAAUUAGAUAGAAGAAGAAACACACAUUUUUUGCAUCAUUACAGAGAAACCAGCCAAUCAAUAACACAUAAUAUGGAAAAAACUUCUGCUCACGAAAACUUCUCUUCGGCAAAUCGCAAUAUCUGAAUCGACGACUGGAAACUGAAUGUACGUACACAAAUAACUGUUUGUUUAAAAUUGAGGAUUAUUGAUCCUUAGUUCCAACUUAUAGUGGAAGUCCUCUUUUGGUGGACAUUCCAAGAAAAUAUCAAACAUUCUCAAUUUUUAAUAAACUUGAUUAAAAGUGCAAUAAAAUCAAAUGCCAUUCGUAUCAUUCAAGAAAAAAAGUCAAGAUAAUUUUAAGACUAAGCUAUAAAGCCUCAAAAAAAAAAUAUGAAAAAUGUUAUAAAAAAUAAAAAGGCAUAAAAAAUAAUUCGAACAAAAAAAAAUUAUAAAUGAUAACUUUAAGGAAAUAACUUUCAAGAAUCCUAGCGUAAAGGCACUAAUUAUUACUUACAUUGCAACAUUCAAGUAACAAAAUGUUAAAAUGAGAUUAUUUUUUUUUAUUACUCAAUGCGAAUUAUCGAAAUUUUGAGAAAGUUAAAUUUUUAACGAUUGAAUCUAAUUUUGAAUUCAGAGGGGUUAAUAACUUCUUACUAGUUGUAUUCCUAAUUCAAAAUUGACAAAACUUGUUAAAAUUUUAACUUUCCUCUUUGUCGCAAAACUCAACUUUUUACUCAUUUUAAGCAUCUCUUUUAACAAAAUAUACAGGGGUAAAGCAUCAAUCUGAUGUUAAGCCACUAGAAAUAAUAAUUGAUUCUAUUUGUACUUUAUAAAACAUGAUCAAACUCUCUAUACGAAAGAAAAUUAUAAUGAUAACUAAAAAAAUCUUUACUGUGAUCUCAAAAUAAUAGAUAUAUAAACUAUACAUAUAUAUUUUUAUGUUGCAUUAUAUUUUUAUACGAAAAAAAAAAAUCUAUAAUAUCGUUUCUUUUUUCGGGAAAAAAAUUCUUACAAAUUUCAAAUUCGCAUGGCAUUGAAAACAAACAACAAAACUUCAAAAGAGUGCAAUUUUCUUAAGUUUUCUUUCUUCACAUUUUUCAUACAUGUGUACUAGCUAUAUUAAGAAUGAAGAAUUGAAUCGUCAAUGGAAACAAAUUAAAAUUUUUUAUCUCUACAAUAAAAAUACAUGUAACUUGUUUUCCUGAAUUUGAACAUGAAAUCAUUGCAUUUUAAAUACGUGAAUAUAUCAACAAAUAUCUUUCAAAUUUAUAUAUUAGAACAAAAAAAAAGAAUAAAAAUUCGUGUUUAAUACAAGAAGAAAAAAUUUUUCUCCGCGAGAAAAUUUAAAAUUCAUUUUUAAUGAAAACAGAAAAAUGCAAAUUUUUUUGCAGACGAAUUUUUUAUCAAAAAAGAAAUUUUAAGAACAAAAUUAUCGUAAAAAUUUUUUUAAUGUUUUCUAAUAAAAUGUGUGAAUGUAAAACUUUGCAAAAUUGUUAAUCGUCUUUGCUUAAAAAUAAGAAAAUAUUAAAAAUAUAUGCAUAUAUCAUGACAUUUCUUAAAUGUUAUUUCUAAUUGGCCUAUAUAUAAUAAGUUGUCAUUGGCGAAGCAUAAUUCUUAGGAUUUUUGUCUUUUUUUUAUAUUUUUGUCAUUGAAAAUUGAUUGGAUGUCGGGUGUUUUGGACUAUUCUUAGACCUUUUAAAAUUCCUUGAAUUAAGAGGUUUUCAAAAUUAUAUCAUUUAUAGAACCUGGACCAUUUAGGGCAGAUGUAACCUCGGGAUUGGGAUGUUUUAUAAAUUUUACAGAGGUUUUGGUGCGUAUAAGUGUCCAAAAGACUAGAAGAAAAUAGCUAGUAGCUAAGAGCUUAGAAUCUAGUUGCUAUCCUAGCUAAGAAGCUACAUAUCCUAGUACCUAGAAGUUUAUACCUAGGAGCUAGUACCUAUGAAUCUAGUACAUAAAAGCUAGUACCUAAGAAACUAGUACCUAGUACCUAGUGCCUAAGAAGCUAGUAGCUAAGAAGAUAGAAGCUAGGAAAUGAAGAGUUUGAUUACCAAAAUUCUUCAUCUUUUGGCUUCAUUCCUUCUCUCUGGAUAUAUAACACUUGAAAAACUAGUCUUAGGACCAUGGUUUCUCAAAAAUAACCUAAAGUAUACCAAGAGUUUCAAUGUGGAAGUUAGGCAUAAAAAUUGAUGAGAAAAUCAUAUAAUGCAAAUAUGGAGUUCCAAAUUGACAUGAAUUUUGAAUGAGAUCGAGUCCGAAUCGACAACUUUGUUCAUUCAAAAUUCAUGUCGAACUCUUACUCUUUUCAAGAGAGACCCUUUUCUACUACACAAUAACCCCAACCACCCUAAAAAUCUCACCGACAGCCAAUUAAAAUUAAUUAUGAUUUUAAUUUUCCUAUGAAUUAAAUAAUGUGCCAUCUAAAAUAAGAAUGUUACUGUUACUCUAGAGCUCUUUGCACUCUUGAAGUUUUACGAAAAAAAAAAUUAAAAUUUGACUGAGAGUACCAAGAAGUUUCACUUGAUAAAAGAAAUAGAGACUUAUUUUUAUCAAAAGCACACAAAAAUAAAACGAGAAAAAAUUUUCAUUAAUUUUUCUUUCCAAGACUCAAGGUUUAUAAAACAAAAAAAAAAGUAAAAUUUACGGAAGAUUAUUAAAAAUAGAUAGGAGAUGAAUUUCACAAAGUGAGGUAGAUAAAUUAUCAUAUACGAAAUUGAAGAUUCAUAUUUAUUUAUAUAUUGUUAUGUUUCGUGAGAAUUAAAGUCAAUUUUCCAGUCAAGUCGAUUGUCGUCAUUCCAUGACGAGAAUAAUAUAUUUACAGUAAGUGAUCCAGGCAAGCCGAUUUAUAAAAUCUAAAUAGACAGGAUCAUCCACAAUUCGAGGAAUAACGACAAUCAACUUAACUAUUCAUAAAUGACGUCACAGGGGGGCUCAAUAGAAUUUCUUAGAAAUGUUAACUGCUGCUUUUAGAUAAAAAAAAAGUGACGUCUUUAAUGAAGAAGCCUUUAGGGUUCGUUAAUAAAUGAUGUUCAACUUAUGGGGGACUGAAGCUUUGUGCCACACUACGUCAAUUUUUUGACUAAGGGGGGAGGGAUGAUUAAAUAUUAAAAUAAAUUGUGAACGUCAUUUAUGAACAACCCCCCCAAUGGAAGAUGACAAAGAGAUGAUUUUAGAGUAGGCUAAAUCAAAUAUAUAAGCUCAUGCUGAACGACUAUUAAGAUGAUAAUUUAGUAAUUGAUGUAGAUAGAUGAUGAAAGAAAUUUAAAGUCAGUCGCUGUUAAAGAGUACACAAAAAAAAUUGCAGUCACUUGCCAUAUAAAUAAACACAAAAAAAUAUAAAGAAUAUAUUUAUUUAACAUUCCAUGAAAUAUCUCUUGCCACAUAAUAUUUUCUUCUCGCGUGAAAGUGUCAUAAAUUAUCACAAAAUCAAAAUCUAGAGCUCAAAGAGUAUCAUCAGCCAUAAACAUACAAAAAAAAAUUAAAGUUGAAUUUAUUAAAAUCUAUUUAACAGUAAGGGAAAUAAGAGAAGGAAAUAUUGGUACUACAUAACGUAACAAAAAAAAAAACAUGAUGAUAAUAUAGUAGAAAAAAAAAUUUACAGGUUUCAUUGACGGCCUUAAAAAAAUAUUUCAGAGAAAAAAAAAUUAUGAAAAAUAAAAAUUGACAAAAAAAAAUCUCAGACGAAGUUUCUCAUUGCAUUAUUAAAAAAAAGUGACCUAAAAUAUUUAUUUUUGAAAUUCAAAUGGAAAAUUUAUUAACAACAUGCAUGUUAUAAGUGUGAAAGAUAUUUUUAAGGAAAGAAAAAUUACAUAGGAAAGAAAACUAGCGUUUUUCAGCAAAACAUACAAUUUAUUUUUUGAAAUAUUUUGACACAAAAAACAUGAGCAGAAAUUAUUUUUUAAUUUGAUGUCAAAAGUCAUUCGGGUUUCCUAACCUCAAAAAUUAUUUUUUUUUUCUUUUGGGUUAUGUUCGACCUUGCGCUCAAUUUUAUAAAUUUUGAAAUUUUUUAAUUUGAUUUAUGACGAUUAAAAAUUUGGGGAUUUAUUUAUUGACUAGGCUGGUUUGCUAAGAGUUCUAGAAAAAUAUCUGCCACAAAAAGCUCUGUUAUGAAUUACCAUAAGUUCAGAUUUGUUCAAGAGUUUUAUUAAAAUUGAAUCUAUUCAAAAAGAAUCUAGUCAUAUUGAGGAUCCUCUGCUGUUAAAUUCUAAUUUUGGGUUCAUCCUAUUGUUCAACUAGCUUUAUAACUGUUUCCUGUGAAAAUGUGCUAGAAUAGUUUCAAAUAAUAUUAAAUGUCCUAAUCGAAACAAAGCUCAAUUUUAAAAACUAUUUCGUAGAGUUUAUAAAACGGAUCAUUAACGUACUAAGCAUUAGGAUCAAGAAAGAGAUUAUGUAGAAGCUAAUUAUUGUUUUUGUUAACUCCUUGGUUUUAAAUGUAUAGUUUAGAAUAUCAAAAACCUUAUAAAAUCAUAGGGUGAACUCCUUUAGAUAAUAUAACUUAGGAAUGAAACCAAUUAAAACUACAAAGCCUAUAAAAAGCUUCCCAAAAACCAAUCGGAAACAUCUUAAAAUCAAAUGAAAAAAUAACUUUUGCUCAUAAGCAGGCCUAAUCGCAAGAUAAACUGAUAUUCAAGAAGACAAAUAGUCAUACAAAUUACAAACAUAUUCUUCAGCAGCUUCUUUUUCGUCAAACGAAAUGAGGUUAAAUGAUUUUUUUUUAUAAAAAAAAAAUAAAAAUACAAAAGAAAACUUAAGAUACAAAAAAAAUAUAAAAUUUUUAAUAGAUAUAUUAAAAAAAUGAUAAAAAUAGUCGCAAAGCGCCACAAGAAUUUACUUUUGAAGGAAAAAAAAAACAAAAAUUAGAAACGUGCAUUUGUGAAAUUGUGCAGCACAACAAAAAAAAAACAUAUUUUUCUCUUCUCUCUAUUUUGAAAAUUUUUAAGAAAAAAGCUUUGAUAUAAAAUUUAAAAUAAAAUCUAUAUUAUAAUAAUAUUAACAAAAAAAAAACGAUUAAUGUUUUACAAUUAGAUUUUAAAUACUGACGAAAAAUAUCUGUGAAAUCUGUCUUGAGACUUUUGUUAAGGCAAGUUAAAAAAAAAAGAAUAUUAAGGUUUCUACAUAUUUUUGUUGAUGUUUUACAAUUUAAUUACUAUUUCUGAUAAAAACAUAGUUAAGCUAACAUGAGAAAAAAAUAAUGAUAAUGAUAAUAAUUUGUGACACUAAUUAAGGGGAAAAAAUUAUCAGAUUAUUUAGAUGUUCUUGAGGAUAAGAAGCAUAAAAAAAUAUUAUUAGAUAGUGAAAAACAAAAUAUAUUUCAAAUUAUGAGAAUUUCUCGACAAAUCAAAUUUAAUCAAUUCAUAUGUUUAAAGAUACAUUUAAUUGUGUAUUAGGUGUAUAUAAUAAGUAAUCAAAUCAUUCAUAGUGCCACGUUGAUGAAUCAAAUGUUCGAAUCAAAUCACAUUAAAAAAAAUAGUUCUUCAACUCUCAUUGAGAACAUUUUAUUCAAAUUCGUGAUUCUCAUUAAUAUUUUCGAUUUCCUUAUGAUGAAAAAAAAAAUAUAAGUAACAAAGUCACCGUGCGACGGAUGAUUAAAGCGCAUUUUUGCAGCAAAUUAUUUUAUGAAUUUCUAAAAUUCAUGUAGCUAAACGUACUCAUUAGUAUACUGAAGGCAUGUCCUUGUUCAUUUGUCAAUUAUGUCAAUUUCUGCAUUAUUGACUAUAGUCAGUUCAAAACUGACUCAAGAAUCUAAGCUAGCUUAUGCAUAUCUGCAAAAAUGCGUCUUAUAAGUAAGAAAAAAAAACCUUAUCAAAAAAAAAAAAUAUGAAAAAAAGUCACUAAUUGGUGUGAAAAUUGAUGGAUAAAAAAUUAAGGAUGAUAAAAUAAAAAAAAAAGUUUUUUUUGUUCUAAUGAACUCGAUGAUAAUUUAAUUUACGUUUGACUGCAUCAUUUGAUGAUACAAAUUAAUUUAUUUAACUACAAAUAUAACAUAAACAAAAAAAAUUAUUUAAUAAUAAGAUUAAUGACAUAACAAUUAAUAUAUAGUUAAACUAUAUAAUACAAAACAUAAACAAACUUUGUUCUCUUUAAUCUAACGAGAUUUUUAUUAGUUAAAUUUAUUGAUUAAGAUGCAAAAAAGAAAACUUUAAUCCCUCAAUUUUAACAUAUUUUUAUGUUAUACAUAAUAUGAACAAAAUGAUAAAUAACAUAAUUUUUAUUUCCAAUGAAAGAUUUUCAUCAAAUAAAGAUUUCG
Chironomus riparius is the source of this 9639-nucleotide messenger RNA. The record is from the annotation of a GenBank genome assembly. NCBI's taxonomy places the organism in Eukaryota, Metazoa, Arthropoda, Insecta, Diptera, Chironomidae.